AUGGCUUCCUGUUUGGCCAGAAGCUCACAGCCUCCAUGUCUCUCUCUCCUCCAUGACGUUGUCUACAAGGGCCUCGGCCUGAACUGGGAGCAGAUCCGGCCUCGAUUCAACAGACAUGGACCUCUUCCUCCGGUUGAUACGGCAUCCCAAGUUUUACGGUAUGUCACCAACCCGCCUCCCCGGGCACACGGCACCCCCUCUCACACCACUAUCCAUCUCGCUAACCCCAACCCAGGCGCCUCCGUGACCAUGCCACACAAGGUGGCCAUCAUCCCCCACCUAGACGAGCUCACCGAAGAGUGCCGGGACGUCGGAGCCUGCAACACGCUCUUCCUUCGCCCACGGCGCGACGGAAGCCGCAGCGGGCGGCCGCUACUCUGCGGGGCCAACACGGACGUAAUCGGGAUCCGGGAGUCGUUCGUGCAAAAUAUCUCCGACUGCGCUCUCUACGCGGGCUGGCCGGCGAUGGUCGUUGGCGGCGGCGGCGCGGCGCGGUCGGCCGUCUACGCGCUGCACAAGUGGCUGGGGGCGACCUGCAUCUACGUCGUUAGCCGCGACGAGCGCGAAAUCGCCGCCGUGGUGGCCGAGUGCACCCAGCGCGCGUACGGGGCCCGGCUCGUGCAUGUUGAGAGUGUGGAGCAGGCGGAGGAGCUUGAGGCGCCGGGCGCGAUUGUCGCGUGUAUUCCGGAUUUUCCGCCCGUGACCGAGGGCGAGAAGACGCUGCGCAGGAUUACGGAGGUGAUGUUGCGCAAGGAGAGGAAGGGCGCGAUUUUGGAGAUGUGCUAUAACCCCUCGCCGUACACGGCGCUUGGUGCGUUGGCGGAGUCGACGGGGUGGCAGGUUAUCCUGGGCACUGAGGCGCUGAUAUGGCAGGGGAUUGAACAGGACAAGUACUGGACUGGUAGGAGUACGAGUGAGCUCCCCGUUGCCCAGGUCAAGAAGGUGAUUGCUUCGAAGUUAGCUGAGAUCUCUAAGAUUUGA
Messenger RNA from Chaetomium globosum CBS 148.51, 981 nucleotides. RefSeq lists its product as uncharacterized. The coding region runs from base 1 to 981 and encodes 326 amino acids. Gene Ontology annotation, molecular function: shikimate 3-dehydrogenase (NADP+) activity. NCBI's taxonomy places the organism in Eukaryota, Fungi, Ascomycota, Sordariomycetes, Sordariales, Chaetomiaceae. The record is from RefSeq and is a predicted model, not a curated record. Gene Ontology annotation, biological process: shikimate metabolic process; chorismate biosynthetic process. The transcript is spliced from 2 exons.